AUGGCCUGGGGGCCCCUCGUGAUGGCCCUGGGGUUUGUCUUUGGGGGCCUCACCAGUUUUGGGCUUUCGCUGGCGAACGACAUUUGCCGUUUGCGCCGCCGCCAGUCCGCAGCCAAGAAGCAGCGGCGCCGCAUUGAUAACCUCAUGCGCUGGGCCAACUACCACUUCGGGACCAGCCAGUCGCAGCUGCAGCUGAUCUUCAAGGUGGUGUUGGAAUACCAAGUGUUGGCGCGACUCGGCGGCAGCUCGAAGACCGCAAGGUCGCAGCUGAAGCUGCUUUAUCAGUUCAUCUCCCGGGACGACGUGGGCCACUGCCUCUGGCUCUACCUCGACUACUUCCUGCUGCACUCCAGCCAAAUGACCCGCAGCGAACUCUCCAUGUGUUUUCUCGUUUGCAAAGUCUCCACGCAGUGCGUCCAGUCCCUCAGGAAAAGGCCUCCGCCUGUGGUGGUUCGAAUGCUCGAAAUGCUGCAAGACGAGCAAGUUGAAUAUAUUUUCCGAAGAGCCAAAGCAGCAGCAGCUUGGUCCAAAAAUGCUGAGGCAGAAAGAGAAGAAAGACUCAUUUUAUGCGCCGAUGUGAAUGAGGAGGUUCAGCGCCACGUGAUGAAGGGCGGCGAUCUCGUGCAAGCUCUGCGAAUCGAGUCGUCGUCGCCUCUUGUCGGCAGCGACACUUCAGAGUCUGCUUUUGGCGCCUCCGAAGAAGAAGCCAAACAAGACAUCUCCCCAGGAGACCUUAUGCCCCGCAGCGAGUUCAAUGUGGCUUUGCCCACAGAGCCUGCAAUUGAUUUGGGCCGCCAGGCUUCAGUGCUGCGGGAAGCAGCAGCAGCAGCAGCAGCAGCAGGAGCAGCAGCAGCAGCAGCAGGAACUGCGGCCACCAACGCAGCAGCAACAGCAGCGGGAGCAGCGGGGCACGCGCCUUCGCCAAACGCAGCAGCGGCAGCUGCAGCGAGCGCUGCAAGCGGCAGCAGCGGGACCGGAGCAGCAGCAGCAGCAGCAGCAGCUGCUGCUGCUGCUGCUGCUGCUCCUUCCAGAAGCAUGCGGAGCGAGCGCGUGGACUCUCUCAAGACCUUAACUGCCAACACCUCCUUGCAGGAAAGAGACAAAAUCAAGUCCCGGAGAUCCUCAAAACUCGACAAAAAACCUACUGAAGGGCCUCCUCGGCUGUUUCGGUCUUACGAGGACUUGGUGAAUUUUGACACGAAGUUGAAGCACCAGACGCCCAUCGCGUCGUACGAGAUGCAGUUUCUGGAGGAGAAGUGCGUGCAGAGCGCAGCAGACCCGCAGUGGGAGCUGACGGUGAACCAGCCCUUGCUGAAAGUCUUCAAGUUCAACUCCAGCGAAAGCCCGGUGGUUCUCGUGAAGGCCUUCGCGGAGCUCGAGGCCGUGCCCCUCAACGUGCUCUGCCACCACAUCCGCCACAUCCCCACGCGGCUCAAGUGGGACACGACGUUUGGGGACUACCGGGUGAUUGAGGAAGACGUGGACGGCUGCGAAAUGAUUUACUGCCUCAUGAAGGCCCCCUUUCCCGUUUCAAACAGGGACUUCCUCCAGUGGAGAAGAACUGAAGAAGACCCAGAGGCCAAAGUCGUCCGCAUGCUUAUGAGGUCGGCUGACCAUCCCUCGAUGCCGGAAAGGAGCGGAGUGGUCAGAGCUGAGACUUUGAUUUCAGGCUACAUAAUGCAGCAAAAGCCCAACGAUGAAAACUCCUCCACUCUUUUCAUUUUGGCGCAAACAGACGUGAGAGGUCUCAUCCCCAAAUGGAUUGUCAACACCACCGCCGCGAGGGCCCCCGUGGGCUGGGUGGAAAAUCUGAAGAAGGCCUGCAAGGCUUAUAUGAAGGAACACGGCACUUACGUGCCCCCGUACAACCCAACUGCUUGA
Molecule: messenger RNA, 1881 nt
Organism: Eimeria tenella
Lineage: Eukaryota; Apicomplexa; Conoidasida; Eucoccidiorida; Eimeriidae
Product: phosphatidylcholine transfer protein, putative
Exons: 16
Coding region: 1-1881 (626 amino acids)
Molecular function (GO): lipid binding
Source: RefSeq, a predicted model, not a curated record